This is a messenger RNA of Manis javanica (Malayan pangolin), 4624 nucleotides long. RefSeq names its product phosphodiesterase 12 (gene PDE12). Gene Ontology annotation, molecular function: 3'-5'-RNA exonuclease activity. The record is from RefSeq and is a predicted model, not a curated record. Gene Ontology annotation, cellular component: mitochondrion. Gene Ontology annotation, biological process: nuclear-transcribed mRNA catabolic process, deadenylation-dependent decay. Lineage: Eukaryota; Metazoa; Chordata; Mammalia; Pholidota; Manidae.
GCGGGAGCACCGUACGCUUUCUCCUCGCCGGCCGGAAGUUGUGGGACUGAAUGGGUCCCGGAGCCGGCGCUUGCGGUUUCUCUGUUCUGACCUGACUCUUCGCUGCCCGACCGGCGGUCUCGUCAGCUGCUGGGCUACCAGGUUCAUGUGGAGGCUCCCAGGCGCCCGCGCCGCGCUUCGUGGGGUCCGCGCGGUACUGGAACGGCACAGUCAGGCCGAGGCGGCGACUGAGACGGCGUCGGGUGCGAUGGAGCGAGCGGUAGUGCGUUGUGUGCCCUCGGAGCCUAAGCUAAGCCUGUCGUUCGCGCUGUCCGACGGCAGCCACAAGAACAUGCAGCGCGACCAGAGCGAGCCGCUGGGUCGAGCCCUCAGCCGGAUCGCUACCAACGCCCUGAAAGGCCACGCUAAGGCGGCCGCCGCCAAGAAGAGCAGGAAGAACCGGCCAAAUGCUAGCGGCGGCGUGGCCUGUGCGGGACCCGGGCCGGAGCCGGCUGCGGCCUGCGAGCCCGUGGUGAAACUGUACUACCGGGAGGAGGCAGUGGCCGAAGACGUGCUCAAUGUGGACGCCUGGCAGGACGGCGCGGUGCUGCAGAUCGGCGAUGUCAAAUACAAGGUGGAGCGCAACCCGCCCGCCUUCACCGAGCUGCAGUUGCCACGCUACAUCAUGGCCGGCUUCCCGGUGUGCCCCAGGCUCAGCCUCGAAUUUGGGGAUCCCUCCAGUUCCCUUUUCCGCUGGUACAAGGAAGCCAAACCCGGAACGGCGGAGCCCGAGGGCGGGGGGCCCUCUUCUUUGUCUCCUAAUUCGCCCUCUCCUAGUUGGACAGAUACAGGUGUAGAUGAGCGCGUCUACACCCCCUCUAAUGCCGACAUCGGGCUACGGCUCAAGCUUCAUUGUACCCCAGGCAAUGGGCAGCGCUUCGGGCCAAGCCGGGAGUUGGAAAGUGUGUGUAUAGUGGAGGCCGGGCCCGGCACCUGCACCUUUGACCACCGGCAUCUCUACACCAAGAAGGUGACUGAUGAUGCUCUAAUCCGCACUGUCUCCUACAACAUCCUGGCGGACACGUACGCGCAGACUGAGUUCUCGCGGACGGUCCUGUACCCGUACUGUGCUCCUUACGCCCUGGAGCUCGACUACCGUCAGAACCUUAUACAAAAGGAACUCACGGGGUACAACGCCGACCUCAUCUGUUUGCAGGAGGUUGACCGCAACGUGUUUACGGACAGUUUGAUGCCAGCCCUUGAGGCCUUUGGGCUGGAGGGCGUGUUUCGAAUCAAGCAGCACGAAGGCCUGGCCACUUUCUACCGAAAGUCCAAGUUCAGCCUCCUUAGCCAGCAUGACAUUUCUUUCCAUGAAGCCUUGGAGUCCGACCCACUUCACAAGGAACUGCUGGAGAAACUAGUUUUGUACCCAUUGGCGCAGGAGAGGGUGCUCCAGAGAUCAUCUGUCCUUCAGGUUUCUGUUCUUCAGUCAUCAAAGGACUCUUCAAAAAAGAUAUGUGUUGCUAAUACCCAUCUCUACUGGCAUCCAAAAGGUGGGUACAUUCGUCUCAUUCAAAUGGCUGUAGCCUUGACUCACAUUAGACAUGUCUCCUGUGAUCUGUAUCCUGGCAUACCAGUUGUAUUUUGUGGGGACUUUAACAGCACCCCAUCAACAGGAAUGUAUCAUUUUGUCGUCAGUGGCAACAUUCCAGAGGGUCAUGAAGACUGGGCUUCCAACGGGGAAGUGGAACGAUGCAACAUGGCUCUUACCCAUUUCCUCAAACUGAGAAGUGCUUGUGGGGAGCCCGCUUACACAAAUUAUGUUGGUGGCUUUCAUGGCUGUCUGGACUACAUUUUCCUUGACUUAAAUGCUCUAGAGGUUGAACAGGUGAUUCCAUUACCUAGUCAUGAAGAAGUCACCACCCAUCAGGCCUUACCUAGUGUUUCCCAUCCUUCUGAUCACAUAGCACUUGUAUGUGACUUAAAAUGGAAAGAGAUUUGUGUUUAAUGGAAUUUAAGUCUGUUUUAAUACUAAAUUUACUAUGAAUCAAAGCUUAUGUGUAACCUUCAGAAACGAAAACUAGACAGUAAGGUAAACUGUUUACCAGUUAUAUUCUAGUGUCUUCAUUACAUGACUAUUCAUAAUGUUUGCAUAAUACAGUUUCUCUACCCUUUUUCUUCCCAACACUUGCAGGAAAAACAAAUAUAUUUAUGAAAGGAAAAACACUGAAUUACUGUGUAUAUAAAGUACUUUUUUUUUUAGCUAGUAAUUAAGAAUUUUGUUAAAAAAAACAUUUGAUCCUAUAAUUUUUCUAUCAUGACAUAUUUCAAAUUGAAUCAUGCUUAUAUCAUUAGGGGGAAAAUACAAUUUUAAGGUGAGAGGCCUAAGUUCUGGCCCUUGUAGUCACAUUCAGGUCUAUCUCUACCUCAGUUUGGUUUGGUCAGCAAUUUAAUACAACUUCAGAACUUUAACAAAAGAUUAAAGUACACCAUUACCAAUUUUAUUGCUUCUCAUCUUUCAUUUUUCAAUUAAUAUAUUUUCGCUAUUUUUAGGAUUUAGAUUUUAGAGUAGGGCACAAAUGGACAUAUUCACUGUUACUGCAGCUUGUUCUAACCUUAGGAUGCAAGCAGAAUUUAGUAUUUAAAGUGAAUAGCAACAUAGUCGAUUUGAUUCGAUUGUCUUUAUUCUUCCCCAUGAAAAAUGUUCAUAAAUCAAUAGGAUUUUUGACCAUGUAGUAGAGAAUACAGUAUAGCACAUUAUGAGAAGCUGUCUACUAUCUGAUAUGGGCUUGAAAUUUUGAAUGAACCAUUGAGCGUUUCUAUGCUAGUAUUUUCAAAACAGUUGGUUUUUAUAAAUAGGGAGCAGUGGGGCUUUUGACCAUCUCUGAAAUAAAUUAGUCUUUUUAUAGCCUUGAGUGUCAGUUUGAGUUAUAAGAAAACAUUGUAUAUAUAAUUUAUACACUAUGAAAAACUUAACUAUGAAGCCAAACUUUUUUAAAAUUAAAAAUUACUUUUAGUGGUGUCUAACCUGUAGAAAAUUGAGCUUUUCUAAGUCAUUUUUCACCACGUUAUUAUGUUGUAGCUGUUGUAUUUCUGAUGUUCAGAAUAACCAUAAUGUUCUCUCACAUUUCUGCAUUUAAUUUCUAGCUUAAAUAUUAGAUGCCCAUCCACUUCAGGAAGAGCUCUGGAAAGACUUUGUCCCAAAUUCUUAAAUCUCCCAACCCCGUACCUUCAGAAUUUCUUCAUUUUUUGAUAAAGUAGCCUGUACUUUCAUACUCUGCUCACUACCCAAUAUAUUGACUUUUAAUUUAUUGAGUUUGAGAAUAAGGUUUCACCUGCACUUCCAAUUGAAUCUUGAAGUACUUAGAAGUACAUGAAGGAAAAAAUUUAGGUGGCAGUUUUUUUGGAUCUUUAGAAAAAGCUAUAAAUGAAAAACUGCUGCUAGGUCUCCCUAAAUAACAUUUGUGAGAGCAUUUUGAUACCAGUUUACAAAUAUAUAAUAUAUUAAAGCCAGAAUCUGUUUCUUUCAAAUAUUUUUUCUUCCUUAUUAAAAUUUGUUUUUGGUCUGCUUUCAAACAAACACGUUAACAUUCUUACAAUAACCUGAGAGAGAACAAAAAGUGUGUAAGCAAAAAAUUGAGAAACAUUUUCAAAGAAAAAAUUAUAACAUGACAUAAUCACUCAUGCCCAUGAGAAAAGAAAAACACACAUCCUUAUACCAUGGCUAGCUAGACUGAACUCUGGUCAGAAAAGCUCUAAGCACUUAACAUUCAAUGUCCUCAAUCUUUAAAUCUGGUAUUUGCUGAUUAAACAGUAUGAUCACUGUAUACAAGCAUUUCAGAAUAGAAUACAGAUUAUCGUUAUGAAGUGACGUAUAGUCUGGUCAAAUCUCCAGUAUGUUAGUAUAAUUGGAGUCCAAAGGUAGGGAACACAAAAUUGUAUAAAUAGCAUACCAAAAUUUCCUUGUAUUCAUGAGUUAAGAUAAAGUGUUACUCAGAAAUGUUUACGUAUUUAAAGUAAUCUUUGUGAUUGAAUUUUUCUAUUACAUUUGCAUUUGGAUUUUUUUAGUACAUUUAAUUUUAAUAAAAUACGGACAGUCUGGCAGCUUUCUACGGUGAACCACAUUUUGUAAUGUCAUGACUUCUUGCUGUAGGAAUUAACAUUCCAAAAUUUUACAUUUUUGAUUAUAAGUGACAGAAUUAUACUACACAUUCUAUGAAAUGAAUGCUACACAGUUGCCACUGACAGACACUGGUAGUUCAUAACUCACUAGCAAACAAAUCAUUUCUGCCACAAUGUGAUUAUCUUUAAAAUUUUUAUUACUAUAGUUAGUUUAAAAUUUCCAGGAAUUUUACUGAUUUUGCUGAAAGGACUUAAGGCCUGAUAAUCAUCAGAAUGUGGUGGUUUUAGUCUGGAGGUAGCUCUCUAAGGAACAGAGGGGGAGAGGGUCCAAAGAACAACACUGUGGGAAGAUCUCCCUGGUGGGAACUCAUGUUUGGAUCACAUUCUCCAGCUAUGAAAUACAGGUAGAGGUUCCCUAAAAACUAGUCCGGUUGAGACAAAACCAAAAUUCAUAAUGAAGGUAAAAAUUUUUGCUGCUUUUAUCAAAAAACCCACAAGACAAUAAAAAUGCAAUCAACCACGG